Molecule: messenger RNA, 2277 nt
Organism: Carassius carassius (crucian carp)
Lineage: Eukaryota; Metazoa; Chordata; Actinopteri; Cypriniformes; Cyprinidae
Gene: otud5b
Product: OTU deubiquitinase 5b
Exons: 9
Coding region: 265-1875 (536 amino acids)
Biological process (GO): protein deubiquitination
Molecular function (GO): K63-linked deubiquitinase activity; cysteine-type deubiquitinase activity
Source: RefSeq, a predicted model, not a curated record
GUCGGAAGUGACGUAAAAGUCGCGUUGUGAUUUGUUGAUGUUUGUGUCAAACUCUCGGUCGGUCGUUGUUACGAAAGAAAAACCUCGAAACCGAAGGAAUAAAGUCGAUCUGUGACUACUGUAUUAAUACACGAGACCUCGUAUUAUGUUAGGACAGGUGUAGCCAUACAUGCAGCGAACAAACGGUUCAUAGACAAACAAAAACGGCCGUUUAUUCUCUGUGUGUAACUCAUAACAACACAAAUCACCGCAAGCCGGCCAGCGAUGACAAUACUCCCGAAGAAGAAACCGGCCUCCACCGCCAGUGGCGGUGAUCAUAAGGACGAAUCGGACAGACGAGGAGGUUCUGAGUCUCACCCUCAUCCCCUCACAGGACGCUCGGGGUCCCGACCCAGGGCCUCUCCUCCGCCUUGGACAUAUCAGGCGACGCCGCACACGUCCAGAGAGGAGCGGCGGAUCGAGGCGAGCGCUCGCCCGCGGCCGGCCUCCCCUCAGCCCGCUACCGCUGGAGCACCGGUCGCGCAGUGCGAAGGGAGUGCGAACUCGGUUGUGGUCGCAGGUCGCGUCGAGCUGCCCUGCGGCGCAGGUGGCGUUGGAAGCUGCUGUUCGGGUCCCGGUCUCAGCAAGCGGAGACGACAGGCGGUCUGCUCCAGCGGUUUGACAGGUGGAGGAGGAAGAGGAGGAGGCGGCAGUCCAGGCUCAGAACCCGAGGAGGGAGCUGGAGGCAACAACAGUGAAGACGAGUAUGAGAACGCGGCCAGAUUACAGCUUGUGGACCCCGCCACAGUCGAGCAGCAAGAAGAAUGGUUCGAGAAAGCCUUAAGGGAAAAGAAAGGCUUUGAAAUCAAAAAAAUGAAGGAAGAUGGAGCAUGUCUUUUCAGAUCAGUCGCUGACCAAGUGUAUGGUGACCAAGAUAUGCAUGAUGUGGUACGGAAGCAGUGUAUGGAUUAUUUGACGAAAAACUCGGAUUACUUCUCCAGUUAUGUCACAGAGGACUUUACCACAUACAUUAACAGAAAGAGGAAGAACAACUGUCAUGGGAACCACAUUGAGAUGCAGGCCAUGGCAGAAAUGUACAACCGGCCAGUGGAGGUUUACCAGUAUGGUAUAGAGCCAAUAAACACGUUCCAUGGCAUCAAAGAGAAUAAUGAUGAGCCGAUACGUGUCAGUUACCACAAGAACAUCCAUUAUAACUCUGUAGUGAACCCCUACAAGGCUAGUGUUGGGGUGGGGCUGGGCCUCCCCUCCUUCAAACCAGGGUUCGCUGACCAGAGUCUCAUGAAAAACGCUAUUAAGACAUCUGAGGAGUCAUGGAUUGAGCAACAGAUGCUGGAGGACAAGAAAAGAGCAACGGAUUGGGAGGCAACCAAUGAGGCCAUCGAGGAGCAGGUGGCUCGUGAGUCCUACCUGCAGUGGCUUCAGGACCAAGAGAAGCAAGCAAGACAGCCCCGUAAAGCUAGUGCCACCUGCAGUUCUGCCACAGCGGCCACAUCCAGCGGCUUUGAGGACUGGGGAUGCCGGUCUCCCCGCCAGCGCAGCUCUGCCCCCUCUCCAGAGCAUCCAGGCCCAGCUCACCCCGAACCCCCUGUCAAACCUCCCUCUCCAGCUGGAGCUUCACUGGCUCUUCCCAAACCCCCAUCACCAUGUGCCCCAGGUCCAAGUCAUCAGUCUUCUGCCAACUCUUCCCUGGUGUCGCUCUACCCAAGCCUGGGCUACAGGACUCUAAUGCAGGAGAUGUCACCUACUGCCUUUGGUUUAACAGAUUGGGAAGACAAUGACGUUCUUGCCUCAGUUCUGGCUGCUUCACAACAAGAAUACCUCGACAGUUUGAAGAAAAAUGCAAUGCACAGAGAAUCUUCUCCAGACUGCAGUUGAUAUAAUUGGACAGCACAACUGGCAGCACAAAUGACCGAAAAGCUGCAUUUCUAUAUUUCAACACCUUGCAAUGUUUCUUCCUCUCCCCCUUAUAAAUACCACUGUAUUAUUAUUAUUAUUUUGUUUUGCCAACUCAUUUUCCUUAAUUUCAUUUAGCUUCUCGGACCUAGUUAGGCAUGUUUAAAUAAACAUUAUAAAAUUAAUAUUAAAAAUAUCAUCUCAACUGUUUAAUAUUAUCAGGUGUUUUCAUUAUUUGAGCCGAAUAAAUUAUACUAACUAGUAUAAGAAUGUUGAAAAUGUUUUGCUUUUUCCCAUAAAUUUUUCAAUAUUGACCAAUGCAGCACAGCAAGCUGCAGGGUUUGGUUAUAUAAAGAUGAAAAAUAAACAAUUCAAAUUGCCUCA